Molecule: messenger RNA, 3302 nt
Organism: Fragaria vesca subsp. vesca
Lineage: Eukaryota; Viridiplantae; Streptophyta; Magnoliopsida; Rosales; Rosaceae
Product: probable lysine-specific demethylase JMJ14-like
Exons: 10
Coding region: 181-2817 (878 amino acids)
Biological process (GO): chromatin remodeling
Cellular component (GO): nucleus
Molecular function (GO): histone demethylase activity
Source: RefSeq, a predicted model, not a curated record
CUGUUGAUUAAUUGAUGAAUUUUUGUUUAACCAGUUCUGCAGUAAAGUUUGAUUAGGUCUUUCUAUGUUCUGAUUUUCUAAAUUUAAUUUUACUUCGAAACUUUUUACACGGGGAGUGCUAAUUUGCAGUUGAUAAACAUGAGAUUUAAACUGUUUGGCUUGAAUUAGAGAUUUGGAUGCAUGUUUUCUGAAUGCCAGUUAUUAAUUCUAGCCUUAUGUCUACAGGUGGAAGGUAGAGUUUGUUUGUCCAAAGAGGCAAAAAGUGGAUCAGAAUCUCUGAAGCGAAGAAGGCUUCAGCCUAUGAGAUCAGAAAGCAUUCCUGAGCCUGUAAGCUUUACUAAUACGAUGGCUAGAAGUGGAGGGGAUGCUCUAAAAGCUCCCGCACCAUGUGGUGUUAGAAUACAUGGAGGUGCAAAUUCAGUUUUUCGGUCCAAUGGUGCUUCACAGGGGAAUGAUGUCUUUUCAAAGCGUAAGGUGGAUAAAUUUGAAACAAAUGAUCUAGGCUGGACGGAGAAAAUUCCCGAGUGUCCUGUAUACUAUCCAGCAAAGGAGGAGUUUGAGGAUCCUUUAGUUUAUUUACAGAAAAUAGCUCCAGAAGCUUCCAAAUAUGGUAUAUGCAAGAUUAUCUCCCCUGUCAGUGCUUCUACUCCUGCUGGGAUUGUAUUGAUGAGGGAAAAAGCAGGGUUUAAGUUCACAACUAGGGUACAACCUCUUCGCCUUGCUGAGUGGGACAAUGAUGACAAAGUCACUUUUUUCAUGAGCGGAAGAAACUAUACAUUCCGUGACUUCGAGAAAAUGGCGAACAAAGUUUUUGCUCGUAGAUAUUGUAGUUCUGGGUCUCUUCCUCCUACGUACUUGGAAAAGGAAUUCUGGAAAGAAAUUGGUUCUGGAAAGACAGAAAGUGUUGAAUAUGCAUGUGAUGUUGAUGGUAGUGCAUUUUCAUCUUCUCCCAAUGAUCCACUUGGAAGUAGCAAAUGGAAUUUAAAGAAUCUUUCAAGGCUACCCAAGUCCAUUCUGCGUCUUCUGGAAAAUGCAAUUCCUGGUGUGACAGAUCCUAUGCUAUACAUUGGAAUGAUAUUUAGCAUGUUUGCCUGGCAUGUGGAAGAUCACUAUUUGUACAGUAUCAAUUAUCAUCACUGUGGCGCAUCCAAAACGUGGUAUGGCAUCCCGGGUCAUGCUGCCCUACAAUUUGAAAAGGUUGUCAAGGAACAUGUCUACACUCAUGAUAUUGUACAAAGUGACGGAGCGGAUGGAGCUUUUGAUGUCUUAUUGGGAAAAACAACUCUGUUUCCUCCCAGUAUAUUGUUGGAACAUGAUGUACCUGUCUACAAGGCUGUCCAAAAGCCAGGAGAGUUUGUGGUUACAUUCCCUAGAGCUUAUCAUGCUGGAUUCAGUCAUGGUUUCAAUUGUGGUGAGGCAGUCAACUUUGCAAUUGGUGAUUGGUUCCCAUUGGGUGCUAUUGCUAGCCGGCGUUAUACACUUCUUGAUAGGAUGCCUCUGCUUCCUCAUGAAGAACUCUUGUGCAAAGAAGCCAUGCUUCUUCAUGCAAGUUUAGAGCUUGAAGAUUCAGAACGUUCUUCUGCUGACUUGGUCUCCCAUAAUCGCGUUAAGGUUUCUUUUGUGAAAUUGAUGCGGUUCCAGCAUCGUGCUCGCUGGAUUUUAAUGAAGUCUGGGGCAUGCAAUGGUGUCUUACCAAACACUUAUGGAACUGUUCUCUGCAGCAUAUGCAAGCGUGAUUGCUAUCUCGCCUAUAUUAGUUGCAACUGUUAUAUGCAUCAUGUGUGCCUUCGCCAUGAUGUAAGGUCAUUGGAUUUGUCAUGUCAGAGGAAUCCUACUCUCUUUUUAAGGGAGGAGAUUGCAGAAAUGGAAGCUGUAGCCAGUAAGUUUGAAGAGGAAGAGGAAGUGUUAGAGGAGAUUCAAGGUCAAGGUGAAAAUGGUGAUGACGUGUAUUCAUAUCCAUUAAAUUGGUCUCAGAUAGCUGAAGAAAAAGGAUACUCCCCUUACUGCAAUAUAGAAUUUGAGUUGAACCACGAACUCCCUGAUACAACAGAACUCACUGGCACAACUUUGGAUCAGUCACAAGAGCCAGCUGCACCUUGUUCUCAUGGUGGAAAAUAUUCCAGUCCUGCAGUGUCAGAAGGUUCCAUUUCAUAUAUUGCAUCUACACUUUGUUCUCUUUCUGAGCCUCUUGAGAGCUUGUGUGCAGCCAAUCAUGGAAAUGCCAACUCUAAGACAGUGACUCCAACUUCCAAAAGGUCUGCAUAUGAGUCUUCUCGGUCCUCCCCAUCGUAUGAUGAAUGCUCAAGUGUACAUCCAGGAAGUUCUAAUGCAUUGGAGCUUAGGCCUACAGAUCAAGGCAGUGAUGAUUCUGAUUCAGAGAUAUUUAGGGUUAAGCGCCGUUCUUCAUUGAAAAUGGAGAAAAGAACUAUAAGUGAUGCCUCACCAUCAAAUGUUUCUGAGAACAAGGGAUUUAAGCGACUGAAGAAACUGCAACCUGAUAUCAGAUGUGGGAGGUCAGUGCCAUUACAAAGCUCCAGCACUUCUAAUAACAAAGGGGCUCCGGAAAUUGCUUCAAGAGAUGACAGAUUUGCCAGAGGAAAUACCAUUUCUAGAGGAAGUACCGUUCCUUUGUCUAUCAAGUUUAAGAAGUUGACCAAUGAAGAUUCUGUUAGGAGACAGCGAGAUCACCAUAGAAGUGAUUUACGCCAGCUUGAGUUGGGAAAGAGCCGCAGGGAACCUCCGCCAAUAGAGAUUGGGCUAAAGCGCUUUAAGGUCAAAGGCCCUUCUUUCUUAGCUUCAGAGAACAGGUUUAAUUGAAGUUAGAUCACACUAGGAAGUGUCAACUAACUUGUUGGCCUAUAGAUCCUGACCUUUGCUAACCACUUCAAUUUCUCUAAUGGGGUUCUAACAACACGGGAAAAUGGGUAAAGGUAAAGAUUGAUUCUGGGAGCAGUGAAAAAAAUUAACUUAGGAUAAAAUUUACAUUCUUUGGUGCGUUGGCCUCAAAUUGGGGGCAAUUUGCACCGUUGGUGAUUAUUGAGGUUCUCGAGCCGGGGUUUUUUGUCCAUCUUUGGCAGGAGAACCGUCCUUCCUGCAAAGCUUCAGACUAAAAAGAGGAGUAGAAAUUGGGUUAGUGAAUUCCAUGUAAAUUUGGUUGUUAGUCAAUUCUUGCAAGUGAAAGUGGGUAUUCUCACUGAUCUUGCUUAAGGUGUUCGCUGCUUCCUUUAUAGGUUCUUUAUUCUUUGUGUAGCAAUGGGUCCUUCACGUUGACUACAUGAAUAAAAUGCAGAGAAAUUUCUUCA